GACAUACAAACGCUGCAGCAGCUGUUGCACAGUGAAUUGCUCCAGAGCCAGAAGCAAAGACAAUGAAGCUGUUGGAGAACUCAAGUUUUGAAGCAAUAAACUCCCAGCUAACCGUGGAGACUGGAGAUGCUCACAUCAUUGGCAGGAUUGAGAGUUAUUCGUGCAAGAUGGCUGGUGAUGACAAACACAUGUUCAAGCAGUUCUGCCAGGAGGGCCAGCCGCAUGUCCUAGAGGCCCUGUCGCCGCCUCAGACCACCGGGAUCAGCCCCAGCAGGCUCAGUAAAAGUCAGAGCGGUGAUGAAGAGGGACCGCUGAGUGACAAGUGCAGCCGCAAGACCCUCUUCUAUCUGAUUGCAACGCUCAACGAGUCCUUCCGCCCAGACUAUGACUUCAGCGCUGCCAAGAGCCACGAGUUCAGCCGGGAGCCGAGCCUCAACUGGGUGGUGAAUGCUGUCAACUGCAGCCUCUUCUCUGCAGUCCGUGAAGAUUUCAAUGCCCUGAAGCCACACCUGUGGGAUGCUGUGGAUGAAGAAAUUUGUCUUUCAGAGUGUGACAUCUACAGCUACAAUCCAGACCUGGAUUCAGACCCCUUUGGAGAGGAUGGCAGCCUCUGGUCCUUCAACUACUUCUUCUACAACAAGAGGCUGAAGAGGAUUGUGUUUUUUACCUGUCGUUCCAUCAGCGGGUACACAUACACACGCUCAGAAGCUGGAAAUGAGCUGGAUAUGGAUCUUGGUGAAGAGGACGUAGAGGAGAACAGGGAUGCCCGUGACAACGAAAGCGGCAGCAUAGAGGAGGACAGGUUGCAGGUUAUUUGCAUGUGAGUUUCCAGAACUGCUCCAAGAUGCCUCAUGACCCUGCUGAAUCACCUUUCUGCCUGUGUCCGAGGAUGAGGCAGCCCUGAGCUCCCUGAACUGCCCCUGCCCAGCAGCUGUAGCAUCGCCCUACUCAUACAUACACUGGAGUACCCCAGGCAUCUUGGAGCACAACGGACUGAAAGCAGCUGCGGCUUCCUGGCUGAAGACACGUCCUCUGGCUCUAGGCGCUGCCAGCAAACGUCCCCUCCUCCGGGAUGCUCUCCACGUGCUGCCGCCCGCGGCUGCUGUGACUCUGGCUGGGGCCUGCUGGACAGCUGUGUAGGAGCUCCGAGAAGCUUUGCUGCACUUUAUCGCUGAUGUUAUUGGCUGCACUGACCUGCAAACUCCUCGUGGCUCUGAAGCAGGGCUGGAUUUCCUCAAGCACUUUUCUUUACUGGUUGUGACAUAGCAAACUCCGUCCAUCCAUAGCACCAGCAGCAGCAAGGGGUGCGGGGGGAGCCCUUGCUGUGCCUCGGCCUGGACCUCCUCUUUAAGAAGUGUUGUUGAACUCCCCGUGAACUGGCCGUAGCUUGUUCCCUGGAGAAGAGUCCGUUCGUUUCAAAGAGGUUUGCUUUGCUCCUGCCCACCCAUGGUGGUUUUCUCUGGUGUGUUUUUUAUUUUAUUUUUUUAUCUUCCCUGAGGGUAUCAGCUUUCUGCACUGGUCCUGAGCAACUCCUAUGUGCAAACAGGUCCCAAGAUGGAGCCCCUGUGGCUGAAAGCUGGACUGGGUGUCUCAUCCCAAUCUUUUUAAGUUUUUUAAACCACAGAUGGCUUUUGACAGUGGCAAAGCCAGAGCAGGGCUGGAGCACGGUGACGGUGUGGGGCAGCAGGCCAGGCAGCGGCUGCGGUGCUGGGAUCCUGCUCAACCCGGGCCUAGGGCUGCAGAGUUUAUUUUUGUAUUCUGGGUGAGCUGGGACUCGCGGCGGGAGCUGUGUGCU
Messenger RNA from Struthio camelus australis, 1795 nucleotides. The record is from RefSeq and is a predicted model, not a curated record. NCBI's taxonomy places the organism in Eukaryota, Metazoa, Chordata, Aves, Struthioniformes, Struthionidae.